Moneuplotes crassus is the source of this 1358-nucleotide messenger RNA. NCBI's taxonomy places the organism in Eukaryota, Ciliophora, Spirotrichea, Euplotida, Euplotidae. The record is from the annotation of a GenBank genome assembly.
AUUUCUUAUUCCCUAAAAUGGAAAAAAUGAGGCAACUCAUUACAAUCAGCAAAUAUUGCCCGAAAGUUUUGUUACUCGUGGCUAUGAAGCUUUAUUAUCCCUACAUGAUGAAGAAGUGGUUCAGACAGUAUAAGAAUGUUGCAGUUUGUGAAGAUUUCAAUCUUAUUUAUGGAGACCAAGAUAGAAGAAAGAUGAUCAAUAAUGGAGGAACUGAGAUCCAGAUGCAUGUUGAUGGAGUUCUUGAGAAUAAAGAGUUAGACUUUAAAUUAGAGAUUUAUUACAGUGGAAUCUGGCUUCAUGUUUAUACUCCGAGAGCUAUUAGAGAAACAGUUGCUCUUGUUCCAGAUAAAAUAGAUCGUUCAGAUUAUGAAAAGUUUAGCUUUGGAAAGCUCUGACCUUAUUCUUUUGAAAGGCAAAGAACAUCCAAAGAGUGGAAGAUCAGGAAAGAAGCUAUUUUGAAGCAUACGCCUCUUAAGAAGCCAAGUGAUCAUAUCUUAAUGAUGCUUCAAAAGAUCAAAUAUGAAUCAAGCAAAUGGGAGGUUGACCAGCCAAUCGAUAUCAUUCUGUUUUUUAACAAUUUAUCUCUGGACAUGGUUUGUAUGACUCUUUUUGGAAGUGAUUUUAUGGAGAGUCCAUUAAAAUGCCCAUACAUAGAUGAAAAUAAUAGAACUAAGAAUAUAUCCCUUCCUCAAGCAAUAUUAAAUAUUUCUACUGAUUUAGACGAGAGUUACUCUUACCCUAUAUCUCAACACUUGCCUGUGAUCAACGAGAAGAGUUUAGGAAAUCCCUAUAAGAGAGAUAAGAAGAAUAUCGAACAAACCCAAAAAUCAUUAGCAAACUAUUUAAAAAUUAAAGAGAUCUCAGAAGAACAGGUUAUAGAAGACUACCUUAAUGUGAUAGACGCUGCUGACGAUACUUUGGAUAUUUGUCUUGUAAGCUGUCUUUUCAGGCUCAAACAAAAUUCUCAUGUACAUCGCAAGCUAGUUGAAGAACUCAAGAGUUGUGGAAUUACAGCAGCAAUAGAUGAUAUAAGUGAGUUAACAGCUGACAAACUUUCUGAUUGCGAUUACCUUACCUAUGUAAUAAAAGAAUGCUUGAGAAUGGACCCAUCUUCCAUUUGUACAGCUCCGUAUAUGACUUAUGAAGAUGUUGAGAUUUGUGGAGUAAGAAUUCCCGCAAAAAUGAACUUGGUAUUGAAUUUCAUUGGAUGCCAUUACAACUCGGACCAAUGGCAUGAGCCUACUAGAUUUAUCCCAGAGAGAUUUGAUCCCAGUAGUGAGUAUUUCCUGAAGCCUGGAACAGGUAAUCAUAAUAAGAUAACAGUAAAGAUGAUGUUAGAGAUCCAUUGGCAUUCAUAG